This is a messenger RNA of Musa acuminata AAA Group (dessert banana), 1295 nucleotides long. RefSeq names its product probable xyloglucan endotransglucosylase/hydrolase protein 32. Gene Ontology annotation, biological process: cell wall biogenesis; xyloglucan metabolic process. The record is from RefSeq and is a predicted model, not a curated record. NCBI's taxonomy places the organism in Eukaryota, Viridiplantae, Streptophyta, Magnoliopsida, Zingiberales, Musaceae. Gene Ontology annotation, cellular component: cell wall; apoplast. The coding region runs from base 118 to 1005 and encodes 295 amino acids. The transcript has 4 exons. Gene Ontology annotation, molecular function: xyloglucan:xyloglucosyl transferase activity; hydrolase activity, hydrolyzing O-glycosyl compounds.
AGCUCUGUCCACUGUCACACUCCCCCCAGUAUUAGUCUUCUCUUGCUGUAGGAGCUGGAGUCUUUCUAUUUACUUCAUCUGUUUCCAUCUUUUUGCCUCGCAUAACUCUCAGCCUCCAUGGCUCUUUUGUUUGUGCCAUUCCUUCUGCUUCUCAUGCUGCGUUGGAGCAACGCCCAGCCUUCUCCUGGUUACUACCCGAGCUACAGGUUCAGGCCUCUGCGAGGCUUCUACCGGGGGUUCAACAAUCUUUGGGGUCCCGAGCACCAAACGGUCUCGGGAGACCAGUCUUCGGUCACGAUUUGGCUCGACAGGAACUCAGGAAGUGGAUUCAAAUCUAUUCGCCCAUUUCGUAAUGGGUAUUUUGGCACAUCAAUCAAGCUUCAACCUGGCUACACUGCAGGAGUGAUCACAGCUUUUUAUCUUUCGAACAACCAAGCGCAUCCUGGAUUCCACGAUGAGGUGGACAUCGAGUUCCUGGGAACUACGCCCGGGAAGCCAUACACACUGCAGACAAAUGUGUACGUGAGAGGAAGCGGCGACGGCAGGAUCAUCGGCAGGGAGGUGAAGUUCCACCUCUGGUUUGAUCCUACUGCUGGGUUUCACAACUACGCCAUCCUGUGGAACCCAAACGAGAUCAUCUUCUUCGUCGACGACAUACCGAUACGGCGGUACCCGAGGAAGAACGCCGGCGCGACGUUCCCGCUGCGGCCGAUGUGGCUGUACGGGUCGAUCUGGGACGCGUCGUCGUGGGCCACCGAGGACGGCAAGUACAAGGCGGACUACCGGUACCAGCCGUUCGUGGCGCGGUUCACCCGGUUCGUCGUCCGCGGGUGCACGGCGUUCGCGCCGCUGCUUUGCCAACCGGUGCCCUCCUCGUGGCACGGCGACGGGCUCAGCCGCCGCCAGUACGCGGCCAUGCAGUGGGCGCAGCGGUACUACCUUGUCUACAACUACUGCAAGGAUCCCAAGCGGGACCAUUCGCUGACGCCCGAGUGCUGGAGCUGAAGGAGCCACAGAACCAUGAAAGCAUUUCUGCAAACACCUUUAUUCCUUGCUGCUAGAUGCCAUAAGAGGCUAAGUAUUCUACAAGACAGUGAUGUAAUAGUUUUUCCUGCCGCUACAUUCUACUAUAGUUAUGCUGAAGACAAUAAAAAGGGAAAAAAGGAGGGCAAAGGGCCAGAGAGAGAAGCAAAAGAGAAGGAGAAAAAGGCAAUGGGUUUGUAGUGCAGUAUAUAGUGUUAGAUUUGUCUUGCUCACUUGUCAUAUCUUCUGGAAUCAAUUACGUUGAGAGAGCA